Messenger RNA from Hibiscus syriacus, 1035 nucleotides. Its product is annotated as probable ribosomal protein S11, mitochondrial. The coding region runs from base 46 to 981 and encodes 311 amino acids. The transcript is spliced from 2 exons. NCBI's taxonomy places the organism in Eukaryota, Viridiplantae, Streptophyta, Magnoliopsida, Malvales, Malvaceae. Gene Ontology annotation, molecular function: structural constituent of ribosome; mRNA 5'-UTR binding; small ribosomal subunit rRNA binding. The record is from RefSeq and is a predicted model, not a curated record. Gene Ontology annotation, cellular component: mitochondrial small ribosomal subunit; ribosome. Gene Ontology annotation, biological process: ribosomal small subunit assembly; translation; maturation of SSU-rRNA from tricistronic rRNA transcript (SSU-rRNA, 5.8S rRNA, LSU-rRNA).
CACCGAACACAGUGUGAAACCCAAGUAAAAACCCAUCGAAGAAAAAUGCGCCUUUUCUCUUCAAUUCGACAAGCUCGCCUUUUCUCUUCUUCAGCUUUGAUUCAACGCUUUAGCAGCUUCAACUGGGUCUCUCAAUCUUCAUCCAACCGCUAUGGUUUUCUUGGUUGUUUAAAGAGUUACAGUGCUGGUGCAUUUCCUGGGAAUGAAGGAAAUCCGGAGAAGAGUUUUGGUCAACAAACAGAGAAGGAGAAUAUCUCUGCUACGUAUACUUCGGAUUUCCGGAAUAAUAUUCGUCCUUUAGGUCAGAAAGACUUCAGGUCGGGCGGGAAUCUCAGGCCCAUGGAUUCUGUGAGGGAAGCAAUAAAUGGAGAUACAAUGGCAAACUAUAGGGGUUCACAAUUUCCUGGGAAUUAUGGAAAUCUGGAGAGGAGUUUUGGUCAACAAACAGAGAAGGAGAAUAUCUCUGUGAGGUAUGCUUCGGCUUUCCGGAAUAGUACUCGUCCUUUAGGUCAGACAGACUUCAGGUCGGGCAGGAAUCCUAGGUCCAUGGAUUUUGUGAGGGAAGCAAUAACUGGAGAUACAAUGGCAAACUAUAGGGGUUCACAAUUUCUGUCAGACAAUGUCGUGCAGAAUGAACAUUUUGCGCACAUAAAGCUGAUGCGCAACAAUACGUUUGUCACUGUGACAGAUUCCAAUGGGAAUAAAAAAUGUGGAGCCUCGGCUGGAGUUCCUGGACUUUUAGGAGCCUCGAAAGUGUCCAAGUAUGCUGCCGAAGCAGUGGCGGAAUAUGCAGGACGGAAGGCAAGGAGAAUGGGGAUAAAGUCGGUUGUGGUAAGAGUGAAAGGUUUUACCCAUUUUAAGAGGAAAAAACAAGCAAUUCUUAGCUUUCGUGAGGGAUUUAAGAAUCCUAUUGUCUUCAUCGAGGAUGUCACACGUCAUCCACAUAAUGGAUGCCGGCUUCCGAAGAAGAGGCGUAUUUAACUUCCUCGCUUUCUUUAUCAUGAGGGCUUGAUUGAGAUUGUGAAAGUAUGUUGG